AUGAGUUUAGAUGAGAUGGAAUCACUUGCUAAUUCAUUUCGCAGAAAACCUAAGAAAAAUUAGUCUAUAUAAAUAUAAACAGAUGAAACAAUUGCUACGAUAGAAAUUUUAGAAUCAGAUAUGAAUAAAUUCAGAAUUGAAAAUUUGAGGCUUUAACAAUAGAUAAAGUAAUUACAAGAGAGUUUAGUUCAUUGUUCUGUCAAUGUAACAAAUACAUCUUCUAAAUUUAUGUUGCCAAGCGAAUUUAAAUUAAAAUAUGAAAAUAUGGUCAAGGAAACACUCCCAUCAGCUUUUGGCUAUCUAUUUGAUUAACCAAAAGUGCUAGUCUAAGUUGUUCAAUAGAGUUGUCUCUUUUUAGAAUAAGUGAUCAGAGAAGAACUGAACAAUAAGACAUUAUAAGUUGCUUCAAUACUUGGAAUAAAUUGUUAAGGAUUAUUCAGUCUUUUAUAAAAGUUAUAUUAGGAUAAUUACUAAAGUGUUUUGGGUUUCAAUGAUAUAACAAUAAGCAAAUUAAAAUCGCAUUUAAAAUUGAAUAUCAAAGACAUAGAUGAAUUUAUAGAGGAGGAAAACGAUGAUUUGAUUGAAUGGAUGAAAUAAUAUUGGCUAUUGUUAUCAUAUAUCAUUCUGAGUGAUUAAGAGAUUAACAUCGGUUUUAGUAGAGUGAUAUACGAAGUAGUGUCAUAUCAAAAGAAUGAAUAUUAUUGUGUAGAUGGAUUUGGUAAAGAAGGAGCUAAAAGUUUAGUGAUACUCCCACCAAUUAUGAGAAAGAAUCAAUCAUUCAAUGGAGUCAAACAUGCAGUAUUAAUAUUAUCAAACAAUUUUGAUUGCUCAAUAUUUAGUUAAGAGAAUAAUCUGCAAGAUACAAUUUAAGAAUUGAAAUCUUAUAAUUCACCUAAAUAACUAACUAUUCCUUAAGAAACAAGAGUGGUUGAGGAGACUAAGAGAAGUAGUUUACAAUACAGUGCAAGAGAGAAUACAUUUUAAAGUCAGGGAUCUGAAAAAUUUGAUACUUUUGAGGAGUACAGGAUUAAACCAUUAUAAAAGUAACCUUUAAAAUCAAUGAAGGAGACUCUAUCUAAAUUAAAUUAAUAUAAUAAUAGCAGCAAUAAUUAAUCAUUCAAAGAGAUUUCAAAACUGCUUAAGUAAGAUUCGAAGGACAAUAAUAAAUUUAGUUAGUUAAACUAUAUUCAAAGUAAGAUUAGUGACAGCAAUUGGAGCAGGAUUCUAGCUAAUAAAAGAAAUAAAGAAAAUCAUCAGCUUCUCAAUUAAUCUUAGUAUUAACAACCUUAAUUAACAAUCCAAUAAUUUCUCAAGAAAAUCUAGAUAGAUUUCUCUCGUCCUUUGAAGAGUCGACAUGAUGAGUCAAAAUUCAUUAAAUCACAAUAAGAUAGUUUCAGAUAGAGAGCUCAGUCGAAUGAUGGAAAAUUUGUUAAAUAUUAUAAUGAUUCCUUUAAUUAGAAAUCUAAUAAUUGA
Molecule: messenger RNA, 1473 nt
Organism: Paramecium tetraurelia
Lineage: Eukaryota; Ciliophora; Oligohymenophorea; Peniculida; Parameciidae
Exons: 2
Source: RefSeq, a predicted model, not a curated record